GCCCCGCUCCGCCAUCAUCCAGUCCUGAACAAUAAAGAGGAUUAAAAUAAAAGCAAGAAAACAAUCAUGGGACGGCGGGUGUCUGACAGCAACCUCAAACUAGUCCACUGACACCAUAGAUAAUGAUUAAAUAUGAUGGAAAAUGAGAGCGGCGGAAUAUCGGGCUCUGCUGAUAAGCGGUACAGCCGUUUUUUCAUUGACAAUCAGCUGAUGUUCAUCUGGAGCUGAGAGAGAGACAGACAGACAGAGAGAGAGAGAGAGAGAGAGAGAGACAGCUCGACUCGCGUGUCUCGCACUUUAGUUAAACAAUUACGACGUGCCAUUUUCUUUGGACAUUAAGCGAUCAAUAUAUGGCUUGAUGUUCAAAUGAAGAUUGUUUGUGUUGACUGAAGAAAGGAGCAGCAUUAUAUUCUCACCAGGCCGGAUACUCAGCUAGCUUUAGCUUUAGCUAGCUACAGCGGAGACACCACGCCCUACAUUACGUAUCGGAGCAUCCGAAGCCACCAAGUAGCACAACAGACUGUCCAGGAUCUCACUGAUGUACUGAUCCAUGUCUAGGAGGAGAUCCUUCAGUACACCGUCCACCAUCUCAUCAGGAGCAUGCCCAGAUGUUGCGCUGGCCAUGCCAUCGAGUGUGCGGGCCGGGAGUCUGAAGGACCCGGAGGUGGCUGAGCUCUUCUUCAGGGAAGAUCCAGAGAAACUCUUCACAGACCUCCGUGAGAUUGGCCAUGGAAGCUUUGGGGCCGUCUACUUUGCCCAUGAUAUCCGCACCAAUGAAGUGGUGGCCAUUAAGAAGAUGUCGUACAGCGGCAAGCAGUCGAACGAGAAGUGGCAGGAUAUCAUCAAAGAAGUGAAGUUCCUUCAGAAGCUGCGGCACCCAAACACCGUGGAGUACAAAGGCUGCUACUUGCGAGAGCACACAGCAUGGUUGGUGAUGGAGUAUUGUUUGGGUUCUGCCUCUGAUCUGAUAGAAGUGCACAAGAAGCCACUGCAGGAAGUAGAGAUUGCAGCGAUCAUUCAUGGUGCUCUGCAGGGCCUGGUGUACCUCCACUCCCACAACAUGAUUCACAGAGAUGUGAAGGCUGGAAAUAUCUUGCUGACGGAGCCAGGGCAGGUAAAAUUGGGAGAUUUUGGCUCUGCUUCCAUCGUGGCGCCUGCCAAUUCCUUUGUAGGCACACCCUACUGGAUGGCUCCUGAGGUGAUCCUGGCCAUGGAUGAGGGCCAGUAUGAUGGGAAAGUGGAUGUGUGGUCACUCGGCAUCACAUGCAUAGAGCUGGCGGAGAGAAAGCCUCCCUUAUUCAACAUGAAUGCUAUGAGUGCCUUAUACCACAUCGCUCAGAAUGAAAGCCCAGUCCUGCAGUCUAAUCACUGGUCGGAUUAUUUCCGAAAUUUUGUGGACUCCUGUCUACAGAAGAUUGCCCAGGACAGACCUACCUCUGACGUGCUGCUCAAGCAUCAUUUCCUGUGUCGUGAGCGUCCUCAAACUGUGGUGAUGGAUUUGAUUGCGCGCACUAAAGAUGCAGUGCGAGAGCUGGACAAUCUACAGUACCGGAAAAUGAAGAAAAUACUUUUCCAGGAAACGCACAAUGGUCCUGCUGCAGAGGGCACUGAGGAGGAGGAGGAUGUGGAGCAAUACAUGCUGCGCACAGGCACAGUGAACAGCAUGGAGAGCUCACACUCACUGCCCUCCAUGUCGAUCAGCGCCAGCUCACAGAGUUCUUCAGUGAACAGCCUAGCUGAUGGCUCGGAUGACAGCGGUGAGAUGGCCAUGAUGCAGGAGGGAGAGCACACUGUCACCUCCAACAGCUCCGUAUUGCACAAACCACUGAGCCAUGAUAACAUCUAUGACGAGCCCUACCAGCCUGAGGCGGACUCUCAGCAGCAGGGUCCGUCUGGAGGAGGAGGUGGUGGAGGAGGGAGACGUCGUAGAGGCCGUGAUCACUUUGCCACUAUACGUACGGCCUCACUGGUGACUCGUCAGAUCCAGGAACACGAGCAGGGAUCGGCACUCCGAGAGCAAAUGACUGGCUACAAGCGUAUGCGUCGACAGCACCAGAAGCAGCUGAUGGCCUUGGAGAACAAGCUGAAGGCUGAGAUGGAUGAGCACCAGCUGCGGCUGGACAAAGAGCUUGAGACACAGAGGAACAACUUCAGCAGUGAGAGCGACAAGCUCAGCAAGAAACACCAGGCUGUACUGGAGAAAGAGGGUAAGAAUGCUACAACAGAGGAAAAGAAGUUCCAACAGCACAUUUUGACUCAGCAGAAGAAAGAGCUUACUACUCUGCUUGAGUCUCAGAAACGCCAGUAUAGACAACGCAAAGAGCAGCUCAAGGAGGAGCUAAAUGAGAACCAAUCCACACCAAAGCGAGAGAAGCAGGAGUGGCUGGUGCAACAGAAGGAGUGUUUGCAGCAGCACCAGGCUGAGGAAGAGGCAGGCUUGCUGCGACGCCAGAGGCAGUAUUACGAGCUGCAGUGCCGCCAGUACAAGAGGAAGAUGCUGCUGUCCCGACACAACAUGGAGCAGGACCUACUCAGAGAGGAACUGAAUAAGAAACAGACCCUGAAGGACCUGGAGUGUGCAAUGCUGCUGCGGCACCACGAGUCCACACAGGAGCUAGAGAUGCGUCAACUGAGUCUGGUGCAGAGAACGCGGGCAGAGCUGAUUCGGACGCAGCACCAGAGCGAACUCACCAACCAGCUCGAAUACAACAAGCGGCGUGAACAGGAGUUGCGCCAGAAACAUGCUGUCGAAGUCCGCCAACAGCCAAAGAGCCUCAGAGUGAGUGAGCGUGACAGCAUGGAGAGCAGUGGGGCGGGACCUGAUGGAUACGGGGUGGGGAUUGAUGAUUCUUGCAGUGAGCUGGCACAGGAAAGGGCAGAAGAUGCUUUUGAGGGAGUUGAGAGGGAAGAGGACACCAGUGUGUUCUAUGGAGAGUGCACUCCUUCCAUGAAAAAUGGUGCACAAGUGGCAGAGAGUAUAAAAGUUGAUGAAACUGAGAAAAGAAGGAGAGUGUGUGUGGGUGGAGGGAGGAGUGAUAAAGAAAGCCAUUUGCAGCCUUUAGAUGAGCACAGCAGAGAGAAAGAGGCUGAUGGAGAGACAGAAGUGGAGAUUAUGCUAUUUGAAUACAACAAAGCAGAAAGCAUGGAUGAGCAGACGAAGUGCCACAGAUUAGAGGGAGAAAAUAAAGACUGGCAAUUGGAGGAGAGAGUGGAGGACAAAGGUUUAGGGGACCAAAGACUAAUAGAAGGGCUGCAGUGGGAUAAGGAGGAUGAUGCAAGCAGUGAAACAGAGAUAGAGACUGAGGAAGAGGGAGAAGAAGGUAGAGGCGUGGCUGAUGGCUGUCCCUCAGAGUUUAUCCCUUCCUCUUCUCUUGAAAUUCCUCAACGAGAUGAGCUCUCUGAAUUCUACUUCCCUGACACUCUAGAGGAACUGGAACCUCCUCCUAUCUGCCCUCCUCCCAGCACGUCCAUUUCUCAACCAUCCAUCCCUUCACUCUUUUCUCACACCAUAUGUCUUGUCCUCUCCCUCUCUGCAGCUGCCAAGCCAUCCUUCCCGACCCUCCUCUUCCUUUCUAUCUUCCUUCUCUCCCUUCGUCGCUCACCUCCUCUUCCCUCUCUUGCAUCCCUGGUUCUUUCCGCUGAGCUGGCUUUCUUGGCUCUCUUUUUCUCCUACCUAUUCCUUCGCUCAGUCUGGUCACUCUCUCUUUCCGCAUUCUUCUCACUCGUGCUCUGGGCAUCGGGUCUGUUCAGCAUGAGCCUGGCACUGAGUCUGGGCCUCUAUUACGUUCCUUUGGCAUUGAUCUCCGCUUUCUUCCUCAGCUCGCCCUCACUCUUCCUUUCCCUCUACUUGGUGCUGGUGCUGGUGGUGCGUCCAGCACGCGUCUUCCUCCAGAAUGCGCCCCGAAAGCUUGCCCGAUUGUGGGUGCGGCUCCUCUUUCGUCUACCAAAGCCACUGUUCACUCUGUGCCAGUCGCUCACGGGUGGGAUGGCUGAGCGCAGCCUUUUUGAUAUGUUCCCCAAAGCAGGACGUAAUUGUGGUGGUAGGCACUCCCGUAUACCGGUGCCUGCCCGGAGCCUACCCAUUGAGCUCCAGGCCAAGCAUGAGUCUUGGGUUUAUGUAUGGGUCAAGCGCUUUGCUCGACGUCCCUUGGGCGUUGUAGCAGAUCUGGCUAACUCUUUAGUGCUGAGGUUAGCAAACAAAAUCCUUAAAAAACUUCCCCUACAUUACCUGAGCAAACUCAGGGCUUUAGGGCUUUUAAGGGAAGAGAAGCAGAGUAGGCUGCCCAGACUCCUACCACGUGAGGUGAGGGAACAGAAGCGCAGGAUGAGAGAGAGAAGAGAGAGGGAGCGCCGAAGAAGGGAGCGGGAGAUGGUACACAGGGAGGAAGGGAGGUGGGAAUGCGGACUGAGGAGGACAUCCUCAGGAAGGAGCACAAGGGGGAAGAUUGUGCCAUGGAGGUAGAUAGAAAACAUGACGAGGGGAAUGAACAAAGGAAUUGCCAAAGUAUUUGCUGUAUGUGUGACUGACUGAUCAUUCAUGCUGAGCAUUCUUAUGUAUUGUUUUUUUUUUUCAUACAUUUUUUUUGCACAUUCAGAUUGAGCCUCUUAUGUUUACUGGCUUUGAAUCACCCCAUUACAUUCUGUCUGUUCUCUCAUAUUCACUAUCCAUCAGACAGUGAAUAUAAAGUAUUAAUCAAGACUGUGCUUUUCGUAAAAGUUUUAUUACUGUCUUAAUUUUAAUCAUUGAAUAAUUUUUUUUUGUUCUUAAUUACUAAGAAGUAUGUCUUAUGGUUAUUAUUUCAUGACCAUGUUUGUGCAAUUCGUUUUCCACCCUUUCCUUUUGUUUUUGUGUGCUUGUGAAGGUUUUCAGAAAAGUUGCUAGCAUUACAUUUCAAAAGGGCAGUCAGAGAACGUUGUUGAGUCUGAAGCCAUAGCUACAAUUAUGAAGAUGAGGAAGUCACUGUACUGUUGUUUUAACAUUUUACACCAAAACCACCUCCCUUUUCAAUUUCCCUAAACAGCCCUAAAGCCCCCACCACUACCACCCCAACCACAGAGAAUAAGAACACUAGGAAAUUCGAUACAGUUAACUGCUUGCUUGUUCUGGGAGAUCAUAUUGAAUGUGCCUUGAUAUCAUAGUGACUGUAGGCCCUUCCCUUUUCACGAUAUUUAAACAAGAAAGAGGUUCAAGUGGGUCUUGAACACUUCAGAAUGUAGUGAUGCUGAUUAAAACGUCUGAACCAUUAACCUGUUUUAAAGCCUGUGCAAAAAAGAUUUCAGAUAAAGGUUUAAUCCUACAUAUACACUUAUAAAAGAAAGUGCCUUCUAGCUGAUUUGAGUGCUGGGCUACAUAGUGAAGACAAUUAUCUUAUAGUGUUUGUGUUUUAUGGUAACACAUUUAACGAUUUACAAUGUAUGGUGAUGAACUGGUGUCCCAUCCAGGGUGUAUUCCCACCUUGCCCCCAGGAUAAGCUCCAGAUUCACUGCAUCCCUCGCCAGUAUAAACAGUUACUGAAGGUGACUGAAUAUAGGAUUUACCAUGUAAACAUUUUAGUCACAUACUUAUAUUUGAAGACAAAACAUUUACUGUCAAACAGCAGCUAUCCUACAGAUAUCAGAUUAUUUCAUCAUUUGGUUAGCUGUUUUUGUGGUUCCUUUCCUAAAGCUUAAGCCAUUAUGGCAGUGAGGCGUGCCGAUGAUGCAAAAUCAUACCAAAGAGAUCUAAAGCCAUAAAAUAUAUAAAACAAGACGCUUUAUUUACUGGGUAAAGAUAUCUUGCACUGUUCCAGUCUUAAAUGGUCUCAAUAUUGAAUGAAACUUGAAAAAAAGGCAUUUUAUUUAUUUAAAAAAAGAUGAAAUGACCCGACAUGUAGUAAAACAGUUGAUGCAAAAACAGAAGGUUGAUUUGUCUUUUUGUUUUAUUUAAACAAAUUUUAACUGAUAUGAGCUACACAGAAGCAAAUUUGACCAAAUGUGAAACAUUAUUUUUUGCAAAAUAGUUAGUUCAGCCAUAACAGUUAUUUUUGAAUGUAUUUCAUCUUUUUUGUUGUUUUUUGUUUACACAUGUUCUGUUUUGUGUGUCUGUUCUUUGAAUCAACAGUUAUUUAACUAAUAUAUUUGUGCCUUUUUUUUUUUGUUAAGCACCUUGUGUUUCAAGGCCAUUUUGUGUGCAUUUCAUCCUCACUGUGUGAAUGAAUGGAUGGUCACUGUAUUUAAAUAUUAAUAGUUAUUUUCUUAUGUCUUUGUCAAAUAAAUUUUUUUGUUGAAUUCAUCUUCUGUUUGUUUUGAUUUGCAUUUUUGUCAUCUGUUAUGAUUUUGUUUACUGUUUUUUUUAACGUAUUAUGAUUUCUCCCUACCUGACCUCCCUGUUUGGCUGAGAUGACCUCCCUGACCUCCCUGUUUGGCUGAGAUGAAUGGUGAUAGUGCCCAGUAUUAUUUUUCAGAUAGAACAUAGUCCAGUGUAUAGCCCAGCAUUAAAGUUCAAAUUUGGGCCGAAUACAAGUGUGUAGCUUAAUUCAAGUGAAUAGAUGUUAAGAUUGGCAAUGGAAGUCUUCCUCCUAUCUAUAGAACAUCAAGACCUUAUCUAGUUGUGAUUUUAUCACUCUAGUGUCUGACUAAACGUAAGUGUAUAUCCUAGAGGUAAGUGGAAUACUUCAAAGUCUGCUGACCUAUGGCAAAUUCCUUAUGAUAUUAAACUUUUAUUUAUUUAUUAAAUUUAUUUAUUUAUUCUGUUUACUUGAGGUUGAGGUUAUAGUUUGUAUACUUAACUUGGAUGGAGAUCACUUUUUCUUCAGCAUGAAUGAUAACUUUUUUUUGGUCUUAU
Molecule: messenger RNA, 6823 nt
Organism: Hemibagrus wyckioides
Lineage: Eukaryota; Metazoa; Chordata; Actinopteri; Siluriformes; Bagridae
Gene: taok2b
Product: TAO kinase 2b
Exons: 17
Coding region: 551-4462 (1303 amino acids)
Biological process (GO): protein phosphorylation
Molecular function (GO): ATP binding; protein kinase activity
Source: RefSeq, a predicted model, not a curated record